AUGAUUGACCUUGCUAAACAAGGAGAUGAAGAAACAAUAAACAGCUGGAUAACGGUGAGUAAAUUUUUUAAAUUUCCCAUGGCUUCAAUUUGCACUAUGAUUGCAUUCGGGGCCUAACCUCCUCCACACACUCACAUAGCGUAAACUAACAUGGGGAUGAGGCUGCUGACAGUGUGUUUAACCCUUUGAACCCUAAGAUCAAAAUUUGAAUUCUCAUUUGUUGCCUCUAUUCAUUUCCCACAGAAGUAGGUGGGAGAAGUUGAAAAAAUAUCAAGCAAAUUCAUCUUGUGUGAUCAUGUCUGUAAUUCUCAUGACCACUCUGUUUAACAAAGCACUGAUAUUACAAGGAAAAAUUUGAUGCUGAUCACUCUUAGGCUGAAAGGGUGAAUACAGGUCUAUUUUACGGAAAAUACGGGAGGACUUGUGUCUGCUUAAUAAGGGUUUGUCUUGAUACAGGAUUUUUUUUGGUGAUCUUCUAGAAAAAAGAGUUGAUCCCCAAAGUGUUUGGCCACCUUUUGCCUCGUUAUGAAGACAAGGUGAGUGGCUACACAAAGGUGUACAAAAUACCUCCACGCAAAGCAGAUACUGCCAAGAUGGGAAUUGUGGAAUUUGUUGGAAAUGAACUUCCUCCUCUACUGCCGUCAGAUGAUGAACUAAGAAAACUCCGUCUAGAAAAACUGAGAGACUUGAGUAGAAAAGGAAUUCCUAUCAGUGGAACACCAGUGUAA
This is a messenger RNA of Porites evermanni, 728 nucleotides long. Lineage: Eukaryota; Metazoa; Cnidaria; Anthozoa; Scleractinia; Poritidae. The record is from the annotation of a GenBank genome assembly.